Perkinsus marinus ATCC 50983 is the source of this 642-nucleotide messenger RNA. RefSeq lists its product as hypothetical. The transcript is spliced from 6 exons. The annotation marks the transcript as partial. Lineage: Eukaryota; Perkinsozoa; Perkinsida; Perkinsidae. The record is from RefSeq and is a predicted model, not a curated record.
GUGGAGCGGUUGUUGUUGACGCAGUCGGCGACUACUAUACAGAUUCAUCAAAUUCUGGCAGCACUAGUUCGGCAGGAGGAAAGAUUAGCCAGAAAUGGUCAUCGCCAGCUCAUACACUUAUGCGAGGAGCAGUGGUGUAGUUGUCAUUGCAACACCUCUAAGGAGAUGACCUCACGAGAGUUCUUGUCGACGAUGGUGCUCUUCGCGGAGAUUAACAAAGGUGUGGUAUCAGAGCGGUUGGCUCGGCUCAUCCUGCGAUGGUGGUCUUCCGAGGAGUCCGAUCGGGUGAAUGUUCUAGAUGCAAUACAACUCGCAAGUUUGUUAUCUAAGAUUUGUAAGGCGAGUGACUUUUAUAGUACGGAGGUGGUGGGAGAGGCGGCUGAUAUGAUCGACGCCGUUUACGAUUAUGCAUGUGAGAUCGUGGAGCAGUGUUGGAGGGAUAUGCAAAUGCUCAGAAUUUGUCAUCGUCUCUGCUUACGAGAAUGGAAAGCCUCAGAGUUCGCUGUUUUCGUGUCACAGUUGGCGGCUGCUGGUGACGCUGGACUCUACGACGCGGAGGGACUGUCGCGCGUCUGCCACUGGUGUAUGGGAAAAUACGAUAUGAAAAUUGUGAGGAAAUUUUUGUUUGUAUCUGCACACUGA